AUGAGCAUUCUUUAUUCAUUCGUCAUAGCAGAGCAGUCGGCAGCUGCCCAGCUCGAGUCUCUUGGAGAGGAAAAUGAGCGAAUCCGAGAGGUCAGAGAAGGACAACGAACUCUUGCACCUGCGUCUCUCCGACAGCCUGCAAGCCAAGGUUCGCAGCCCUACAGACUUUCACACAGGAGACGAGGAUCCGGCUUCUUGCACUUCAAGGCUGAAUGUGGUUUCCCUCCACCGAACAAGACGACGGCUGCUGCAAGAAUCGCCUGCGAGACGUGGCACGAGCUUUGCAUCACCCUCGACUCAUGCGCGGGUCUUCUUGCCAUCGAAGGCGUCAGGCGAGAAGAGGAUGGGCACGUGGAGUGCCAGGAGGAGAUGGAGGAGAGGAAAGAACAGAACUUCGUCAUCUUCCGACUCAACUGCUGUCGUUUCCUCUGCCACUCGCGCGACUACGUGAUGCAGGUCGACGACGAGAGUCUUGAGAGGCUCAAAGCUGGUCUUGCAGCACGGGGGCUUCCUGUAGUCUCGCCGGAGAGGGGGCGAGCGGCGCUACGGCAGACAUUUCUGCACAUUGGGCAAGCUAUUCGUGUGAUUACCAACCGCUCCUUUCCUCUGGUGACCUCCAACUCUCCCCUCCAGGGCACUCCGUGUGUUCGCCUGUUUGGGCAGGACGUGAAUGGAUAUGAUGUACAGGUUCUCAUCGCGAUCUUCGAUCAGGACAUGAGGUUUGAGUUGACUCGAGGGCUCCUCAUUAGUGGCUGCCUCGAAGCUUCUCCAGAGGCCUUCAAGGAAAUCAUCGGGCCGAUCGAAGACUCCCUCUAUCAACUGCCGCUGGAGGACAUCAUGCAAGGAGAGCAUGCUCAUACGGGGAAAGAGCCGGGGGCCGGUGAGCAUGCAGAAGAGGAGGCAGAUCUCGCACCGAAUGAGGAUGACGGAGCUCAAGAAUCUGCUGAAGUCUCGAAAGAAAAUAAGGAGGCGACGGAAGAAAACAAGGAGGCGACGGAAGAAAACAAGGAGGCGACGGAAGAAAACAAGGAGGCGACGGAAGAAAACAAGGAGGCGACGGAAGAAAACAAGGAGGCGAUGGAAGAAAACAAGGAGGCGACGGAAGAAAACAAGGAGGCGACGGAAGAAAAUAAGGAAGCGGUGGAACCAGAUCAUCGGCAAGGAGUGGGGGAUGCCAGCCGAGCGAGAGGCGACGUGCGGGUGGAUGAGGUAAGAGAGCUAGUGAGCAUGACGGCUGUGAAUCACUCGCCUGCUCCUGCUCUUGUGGAUGCAACGAGGGAACAUGAGGAUGAGAAUGUGCUGAGAAAGGAAAGGCCGUCAGAAGAGAGGAUGCGGCUUGCUGAGAGCUUCCACCAGAUCGAGCAAGACCUGCAGUUCAUCAAAGACGACCUUCUGCUUCUUUUCCACCAAAGUCGGCUUGAGGCAGCGUAUGCACAGGAAGAGGCUCGAGUGGAGGGAGAGAGAGUGGAGACGCUAGUGGAGGGAGAUGAGAAGAGGAAAGGCAAGGACGAGCAUGAGGAGGAGGCAAGAAAGCGAAACGAGGCUCCUCAACAGUUUCGAGUCGUGGAGUCAGUGAUGAGGGUUGGCGACGUUCAGCAGCAUGCGAAGGGCAGAGGCCAAGGGACGGACAACGAGCGGCGGGAUGAGGGAGAGGUAGGAGGGCACGUGAAGCUUGUCUCAGCAGACUCGCCGAGCUCUUCGCCUGCAGCUGGUGAGCAGAGGGGUUCCACUGUUGCUUGCUGCAGGUUGACGAAGGACGGGACAGGCUCCAAAGGGUCCUCCUCCCUGUCCACCACCUCGCGAGGAGGAGCCGUCGAGCUUGAAAUGGAACUCGCGCAGCGGCUCCUCCUCACAACGCACAAGAUUCUCUCCAUGGCGCACCAACACACGUCCCCAGAUGUCGCUAAAACAGCAGGCGUGCUGCUCGGCUCCUCCCCCCUCCAGCCUGACAACAUCCACACAGACAAGGGGAGAAAAGACCACGAGGUUGACGAGGAGCCCAGCAAGAGCUAUGUGAAACAGCAGUACGCGAGCAGUGCAAUGGGAGCGCAUUUCAUCGACAGAAUGGAAGCGAACGGGUGGGCAGAUAAGGAGCAGUGCCGGCAUACCUCCCCCUUCAAGCACUCGUGCUUGACUAACGGCGAACUCAAGUCUCGUCUGGCGUACGCGAGGACUUUCUUGCAACCAAGCGACGGUAGGGAGCGAUAA
Molecule: messenger RNA, 2208 nt
Organism: Guillardia theta CCMP2712
Lineage: Eukaryota; Cryptophyceae; Pyrenomonadales; Geminigeraceae
Exons: 11
Coding region: 1-2208 (735 amino acids)
Source: RefSeq, a predicted model, not a curated record